AUGCUUGACGAGGAUACAUCUCUUCAUUCCUCCUCAUCCAUAGUGUCUCCAGGCGCUUCUGCUGCUGAAGAAGCACUGCUAACCUUUGAUCAUCGCAAGCUGCAAGAUUACUUUGAACAGUUGUUGCCUCUGGUCUUGGAUGCUGAAAUCAGUGAUCUGGAAAACACUCUUUUUGCUUACCCUGAUACUGCGGAAAAAUUGAAGCGAUUUGCCAACGAUCCACAAACACCUGUUGUAUUUAUUCUAAAAGAAAAGGAAGGUGGCAAAGACGAAGACGACGCCACAUCACCACAAUCAUUUGCUUACACUGUGUCGCAUGAAAUCACCUAUCUCCCAACUCAUGUUGGCUCCUUAGCUGUUAUCAAACGAUUACCUACAUUGGAUCAAUCAAGACCUCUUCAGAAUCAGCUUCAAUUUAUUAAUCUACCUGGUGCUCCCAACUCGGGCGAACCCGGUCAAACCAGUGCUUAUGAAUUCUUGCACUCUUACAUUCAUUUAGCUGUGAGCCCCUACUUCAACGCUUAUGUAAACGCCAGACAUGGAAAAUCAAACGAGGCCAGUUCAUCAAAGAGCAAGAACGAGGACAACAAGAUGGGCGUUCCUAUGGCCAAAAAGAAAAUGGCUGAACUCGAGUUGAGUUUGCUUCAUUUGCAACAAAAUGUGGAGAUUCCCGAGAUUUCACUCAACAUUCACCCUGUGGUUCAAAAGGCAGUUGAUAAGUGUCGUGAGCAAAAUAAGCGCAUUACUGUUGAAGCUGUCGAUCCUACACUCUUUUCAGAUUCGUCCUUCCUCAAUAGAUUGCAAAGUGAUGUGAAUGGCUGGAUCAAGGAAAUUCAAAAAGUGACCAAGAUGUCUCGAGAUCCUGCCAGUGGAACUGCUAUUCAAGAAAUCAACUUUUGGCUGAGCAUGGAGAGAGCAUUGGAGAAGAUUGACGAGCAAUUGAAGAGUGAUCAGAUUACCUUGACACUUGAUAUCCUCAAGCACGCCAAGCGUUUCCAUGCUACUGUGAGUUUUAUUGCUGACACUGGAUUGAAGGAGGGCAUGGAACUCGUUCACAAGUACAAUCAGUUGAUGAAGGAUUUUCCUUUGAAUGAGCUCUUGUCUGCUACUGAUUUGGACAAGAUUAGAGAGUCUUUGCAUAUGAUUUUUGGCCAUUUGAACAAGAAACUCAAGUUAUCUCCCUACCCUAUUCGUCGUGCUCUGCCUUUGGUGGAAGCUAUUUCCAGGGAUUUGAACGAUCAGUUGCUCAAGGUGUUGGGCAGUCGUCGUAUGAUGUACAUGGAGUACGAUGAUUUCGAACGCACCACUGCUGGCGCCGAGUCUGUGUUCCAUACCUGGGAUGACUUGAUCAAGGAGUUCACCAAUGUCGCUCGAGAUGUCACACGUAAACGAUCAGAGAAAUUCUUACCUAUCAAGAUCAACCCUGCUCACGCCAAGCUGCAAGAAAGAGUGACCUUUGUACGUGCUUUCCGCAAACAACAUGAGCAACUUCACCAAACCAUCGUGCGUGUUAUGACGAGUCCUCGUGCCAAGAAGGCUACUGUAGUGGUAGAUGGUCAAGUCAAGAGCGUCAUGGAAGAAGAAGAAAGCGUCAGCAUCAGCGAUAUCAAUGCUGUAGAGGAAGUGAAGCUGGCGUACGAGAGUGUCAAAAACAUUGACGUGCUGGAUGUCUCUCCCGAGGGCACCGAGAUUUGGGUCCAGGCUGAAACGGCCUACAAUGAGCGUGUCUCUCGUGUCGAGAACCAAAUUAUUGCUCGCUUGCGUGACAGACUGGGCACAGCCAAGAGUGCGAACGAGAUGUUCCGUGUGUUCAGUAAGUUCAAUGCCUUGUUUGUGCGUCCCAAGAUUCGUGGUGCUAUCCAAGAAUACCAAACACAGCUGAUUGACAGUGUCAAGGAGGACAUUAACAAAUUGCACGAUAAAUUCAAGAUGCAGUACCGAAAUUCAGAAGCUUACCACAUGGCACAGUUGCGUGAUUUGCCUCCCAUCUCGGGUGCCAUCAUCUGGGCUCGUCAAAUUGAUCGCCAAUUGUCAUUGUACAUGAAGCGUGUGGAGGAUGUGCUUGGUAAAGGCUGGGAGCUCUAUGCAGAAGGUCAAAAGCUCCAAAUUGAGAGUAGCAGUUUUCGCAAAAAGCUGGAUACACGUCUCAUCUAUGAAAACUGGCUACAAGAAAUCACCAAGCGUGAUUUGUCUGUCUCUGGCCGUAUCUUUGAAAUCACUCGCAACCGUGUGCAAAAGAACGCUCUUCAGCUCGGUGUCAACUUUGAUGGUCAAAUCAUCACCUUGUUCAAGGAAGUGCGCAACCUGCUCUGGCUCAACUUUCAGGUGCCUCACACCAUUUCCAACGUAGCCAAGGAUGCCAAACGUGUAUACCCUUUUGCCGUCAGUCUCAUGGAAACUGUACGUACCUUUUCUCAGACAGUGCACAAGGUCAACCGCAACCCAGAAAUCUCUACAUUGGUUGCUGAGAGCCGCCAUGAGGUACACAACAUGAUCACCAAGGGUAUCAACUUACGUUGGGACUACUUUGUCAACACGUAUGAUGCACACCAUCGUCCUCUGUCCUUCAUGACAGGUACACCCUUGGAUGCGCGUGAAAACAGACAUGUCAUGUUUGUGCGUGAAUUCGCCAAUGUGGUCUCCAUCUUCCAAGACAAGGUCGAUUCGUUGAUUGGCUAUUACGAUGAAAUUCAAAAGGGCAUUGACGAGAUGAAGACCUGUCCUUACCAAGCAGAGCGCUUUGAAGAUGACCUCAGUCGUGUACAAAAGCUGAUUGAUCGCUUAAACUUGGAAAACUACUCCAACUUGGAUCAAUGGGUCGCUGGAUUGGACAAGCGUAUUGAAACUGUCUUGAUCUCUCGUCUCCAGCAAGCCAUCAAAUCAUGGACCAGCGCUUUUAUGGGUGUCACUACAGAGGAUGUCAUUGUGCCUGAAGCCAGUGCUUCCAAGAGUAGACGCAAGAGAAAGGCUGGCCGUGAUAGUAUUGUAGCUGCCACUGAAGAAAAUGCCGCUUUGGCUAACCAACAAAAGUCGCCUGAUGUCAAGCCUGCCCUUCAAACCAUUGUCCAUGAGAUUCGUAUCCGUAAUCAACUCAUGUACCUGGAUCCUCCUAUUGAACAAGCACGUACCAGUUGGUGGUUCCAACUGCACGACUGGCUUGCUGUCGUCUGUCAUUUGCCUCGUAUUCAAAGUUCUCGCUAUGAAGGCGGUUUGAGCGUCAAGGACAAUCCUUCUAUUGAAAAGACCUAUGCCAGCUUAUUGACACGCAUGGGAGAUAACUCACUGGAGCAUGCGUAUCAGAUUGUGGAGGACAAGAUUCGUCAAGUAUCUGACUAUGUCAACAUUUGGCUGCAAUACCAAUCUUUGUGGGAUCUGGAAUCAAGCCACGUCUUUUCUAUCCUAGAAGACGAUCUUGGUAAAUGGCAGCAAAUCUUGCUCGAGAUCAAGAAGGCCAGAUCCACAUUCGAUAACUCGGAGACGGAGCAAUCCUUUGGCCCGCUUGUCAUUGACUACGAGCAAGUGCAAAGCAAGGUCAACCAAAAGUACGAUCAAUGGCAGCGUGAAAUUCUCAACAAGUUUGGUUCCCUUCUUGGCUCCUCUAUGAAGGAUUUCCAUACCAACGUCUCCAAGGCUCGUUACGAAUUGGAGCAGCAAUCCAUUGAAAGCAACUCGACGGGUGAGGCCGUGACAUUCAUCACCUUUGUGCAAGACCUGAAGCGCAAGGUAGCCAAAUGGAGCCAGGAUGUGGAUCUUUUCCGACAGGGCCAAAAGACUUUGGAGCGCCAACGUUUCCAGUUUCCCAACGACUGGGUCUACGUGGAUCAAGUGGAUGGUGAAUGGAGCGCCUUUAAUGAGAUUCUGAGCAGAAAGAACAAUGCUAUUCAGGAGCAAAUUGCUGGUUUGCAGAUGAAGAUUGUCGCUGAGGACAAGGUGGUUGAGCAAAAGAUCAGAGACAUUUGUGCUGAAUGGGAAAAGAGCAAACCUGUACAAGGUGAAAUCAAGCCUGACAUUGCUACCAACACGCUCUCCAUCUUUGAGGGCCGUGUUACGCGUCUCAAGGAGGAAUACGACAUGGUGUGUCGUGCCAAGGAAGCUCUGGAUUUGGAGCAAACAUCAGAAGAUCGCUUGGAUCCUGUGCUUGAAGAACUGCGUGACCUCAAGUCGGUAUGGACAGCACUGGCCCGUGUAUGGCAAUCUGUCUAUGAGAUUCGUGAUACGCCUUGGUCUUCUGUUGUGCCUCGUAAAGUGCGCUCACAUAUUGAUGAACUGGUCAAUUCCACCAAGGAGAUGCCUAACCGCAUGAGACAAUACGCUGCUUAUGAAUUCAUGCAAGACACGCUGCGUCAACUGUUGCGCGUCAAUCCUCUGGUGGGUGAUUUGAAAUCGGAAGCCCUUCGCGAACGUCAUUGGCGCCAAAUUUUCAAAUCACUGCGUGUGGAAGGCCGAUUCACCUUAUCUGAAAUGACGAUUGGCCAUUUGUGGGAUCUUGAUCUCAAGCGCAACGAAGCUGUGAUCAAGGAUGUCAUCUUGCAAGCACAAGGUGAAAUGGCAUUGGAAGAGUUUUUGAAGCAGAUCAAGGAGACUUGGACGGGCUACGUCUUGGACCUAGUCAACUAUCAAAACCGUUGUCGUUUGAUCCGUGGCUGGGAUGAUUUGUUCAACAAGUCUAGCGAGCACAUCAAUUCGCUGACUGCCAUGAAACUGUCGCCUUACUACAAGGUCUUUGAGGAAGAUGCCGCUGCUUGGGAGGACAAACUGAACCGUGUGCAUGUCUUGUUUGAUGUCUGGAUCGAUGUGCAGCGUCAAUGGGUCUAUUUGGAGGGUAUCUUUAGUGGCAGUGUGGAUAUCAAACACCUGCUUCCUGUAGAGACAUCGCGAUUCUCCAGUAUCAACACUGAGUUCUUGACCGUCAUGAAAAAGGUCUACAAGUCGCCCUUUGUUAUGGAUGUCUUGAACAUUCCCAACAUUCAAAAGUCGCUGGAACGUCUUGCUGAACUGUUGAGCAAAAUCCAAAAGGCACUUGGAGAGUACCUUGAACGUGAACGUUCCUCCUUCCCUCGUUUCUACUUUGUGGGUGAUGAAGAUUUGCUUGAAAUUAUUGGUAACAGUAAGGACAUUUUGCGUAUUCAAAAGCAUUUCAAAAAGAUGUUUGCUGGUAUUGCUACCAUCUUGCUCGACGAGGAUCACACAGCCAUCACGGGUAUGGCCUCCAAGGAAGGUGAAGAGGUGGUCUUCAAGACGCCUGUCUCCAUCAAAGACAAUCCCAAGAUCAAUGACUGGCUGACGAUUCUGGAGAAUGAGAUGCGUGUCUCUCUAGCCUUGCUGUUGAACGAUGCUGUGACAGAACUAGAAGCCAUCUACAAUGCGGAAGAGAUGAGUUCCACUGAUUUUAUGGCUUGGAUUGACCGUUAUCCUGCCCAGCUGGUUGUCUUGGCUGCUCAAAUCAUCUGGACGCAAUCCGUCGACAAGGCAUUGACCACCAUCAGUGAAUCCUCUGCUGCUGGAGACCAAUCACCUCUGUUGCGCUCUGUUGAGCUUGUAGAAAGAAACCUCAAUAUUUUAGCUGAUGCUGUCUUGUUGGAUCUGGAAGUGAUCAAGCGUAGAAAAUGUGAACACCUUGUCACAGAGCUGGUCCAUCAACGUGAUGUUACGCGUCAACUGGCCACCGACAACAUUGCCUCACCCAAAGACUUUAACUGGCUCUACCAAAUGCGCUAUUACUUUAAUCACGCUGUGGAGAACCCCAUUGAACGCUUGACUAUCAACAUGGCUAAUGCCCAAUUCUUUUACGGUUACGAGUACCUUGGUGUUGUAGAUCGUCUUGUCCAAACGCCGUUGACAGAUCGCUGUUACUUGACCUUGACUCAAGCAUUGGAGCAACGUCUCGGUGGCUCUCCCUUUGGUCCUGCAGGUACUGGUAAGACAGAAUCUGUCAAGGCGUUAGGUGUUCAACUGGGUCGCUUUGUGCUGGUGUUCUGUUGUGAUGAGACAUUUGAUUUCCAAGCUAUGGGUCGUAUCUUUAUUGGUUUGUGUCAAGUUGGUGCUUGGGGCUGUUUCGAUGAGUUCAAUCGUCUGGAAGAACGCAUCUUGUCUGCUGUAUCGCAGCAAGUGCAAACCAUUCAAUUGGGUCUCAAGGAAGCCACCACAAACCCCAACCAUGAGAUCGAAUUGGUGGGUCGCAAUGUGCGCGUGAAUACAGAUACCGGUAUCUUUAUUACCAUGAAUCCUGGCUAUGCUGGCCGUUCCAAUCUACCUGACAACUUGAAGAAGCUGUUUAGAAGCAUGGCCAUGACCAAGCCUGAUCGUGAGUUGAUUGCUCAAGUCAUGCUCUACUCGCAAGGUUUCCGUACCGCUGAAAUCCUGGCUUCUAAGGUGGUUCCCCUCUUUAACUUGUGUGCAGAGCAAUUGUCUCCUCAAUCUCAUUAUGAUUUCGGUCUGCGUGCGCUCAAGAGUGUGUUGGUCAGUGCUGGUAACUUGAAACGUGAUCGUUUGGCCUUGCUCCGUCAAGAUAUUGAAAGCGGCAAAGCAGACAAGACCGAAUACACCACCAUCUCUGAGCCUGUGCCUGAACAGCAGCUGUUGAUUUCCAGUAUUCGUGAAACAGUCGAACCCAAGUUGGUAGCAGACGAUAUUCCUCUGCUGACCAGUUUGCUUGCUGAUGUAUUCCCUGGUGUCCAUUAUGCUCCUGUCAAUCUGGACCGUCUCAAGGAAGAGUUGCGCAAGGUGUGUCAAGAACGUCGCUAUGUGCCUGGAGACGCAUGGAUGGAUAAAGUCAUUCAAUUGUACCAAAUCCAGAACAUCCAUCACGGUUUGAUGAUGGUGGGCCCCUCUGGUGCUGGUAAGUCCACUGCCUGGAAGACAUUGCUGACUGCACUGGAGCGUGUGGAAGGCGUAGAAGGUGUUGCUUACAACAUUGAUCCCAAGGCCAUCCCCAAAGACGCCUUGUACGGUACCUUGGAUUCGACUACGCGUGAAUGGACCGAUGGUUUGUUUACUCACAUCUUGCGUAAAAUUGUGGACAAUGUGCGUGGUGAGAGCCAAAAAAGACAUUGGAUCAUCUUUGAUGGUGAUGUGGAUCCUGAAUGGGUUGAAAACUUGAAUUCCGUGCUGGAUGAUAACCGUCUGUUGACAUUGCCUAAUGGUGAGCGCCUCAACCUGCCUCCCAAUGUGCGUAUCAUGUUUGAAGUAGAGACAUUGCAAUACGCUACACUGGCUACUGUCUCUCGUUGUGGUAUGGUCUGGUUUAGUGAAGACAUCAUUACGCUCCCCAUGAUCUUUUCCAACUACUUGGAAACCCUGCGCAAUGUACCAAUGGAUGAAGUGGAGGAAGAAGGACCUACCUCUUCGCAUCGUGUCGCUGACGCCAAUGCUGCUACCACUACAGAAGACGGCACCACUGUCUCUCUCAAUCUCUCUACCCAACGCGCCAUUGCUGCCAUCAUGGCCCCUGAUCUCUCGGAUGAAAGCUGUCUGGUAGCCAAGUGCUUGGACUAUGCUUCCACUUUGGAGCACAUUAUGGAUUUCACUCGCAUGCGUGUGUUAUCCACCUUCUUUUCAUUGCUCAACAAGACGGUGCGCAAUGUGCUUGAAUACAAUGCUCAGCACCCUGACUUUCCCAUGUCAGGGGAUCAUUUGGAAGGCUACAUUACAAAGCGUGUCAUCUACUCCAUCAUUUGGAGUUUCUCUGGUGAUGCCAAGCUGGAGCUUCGUGCUGUGCUGGGUGAUUAUGUCCGUGGUGUCACUACCUACGAAUUGCCUCCUCUCGCUAAUGAUGCCAGCAUUAUUGAUUACGAUAUUGCAGUCAACACCGGUCAAUGGGUUCCCUGGGAGUCCAAGGUGCCUGUGGUGGAAAUUGAGACACAUAAGGUAUCUGAUGCUGACAUGAUCAUCCCCACGGUAGACACCAUUCGUCACGAAGAAGUACUGUACUCUUGGCUAUCCGAGCACAAGCCCUUGAUUCUUUGUGGUCCUCCUGGCUCUGGUAAGACCAUGACCUUGUUCAGUGCGCUUCGUAAGCUGCCUGACAUGGAGGUAGUGGGUCUCAAUUUCUCCAGUGCUACUACGCCUGAAUUGAUCCUCAAGACAUUUGAACAGCACUGUGAGUACAGAAAGACACCUAAUGGUGUCAUUCUGUCACCUACCAUGAUUGGCCGCUGGCUGGUUGUGUUCUGUGAUGAGAUCAAUUUGCCUGCUACUGACAAGUACUUUACCCAAAGAGUCAUCUCUUUCCUCAGACAGCUGGUCGAGUACAAUGGUUUCUGGAGAACCUCAGACAAAGCGUGGGUGACCUUGGAGCGCAUUCAAUUUGUGGGUGCUUGUAAUCCUCCUACAGAUCCUGGUCGUGUGCCUCUCUCUCAUCGUUUCUUGCGUCAUGCUCCUUUGGUCAUGGUGGAUUAUGCUGGUCAGUUGUCUCUGAUGCAAAUCUAUGGUACAUUUACGCGUGCUAUGCUCAAGGUGGUGCCUAAUUUGCGUGGUUACUCUGAACCCCUGACUGCUGCUAUGGUGGAUCUGUAUUUAGCAUCUCAAAAGCGAUUUACGCCUGAUAUUCAAGCACACUACAUUUAUUCUCCUCGUGAACUGACUCGUUGGGUGCGUGGUAUCUAUGAAGCCAUCAAGCCGCUAGAGACACUGACUGUAGAAGGUUUGGUGCGUAUCUGGGCUCAUGAAGCGUUGCGUCUGUUCCAGGAUCGUUUAGUUAAUGAAGAAGAACGCAAGUGGACCGACGAUAUGAUUGACUCUAUUGCCAUGAAACACUUCCCUGCAUUGAACCAGGAAGAGGCUCUUGAGCGACCUAUUCUCUUCUCCAACUGGUUGUCCAAGCACUACAUCCCUGUCAAGCGUGAACAAUUGAGAGACUUUGCCAAGGCGCGUCUCAAGGUGUUUUACGAAGAAGAAUUGGAUGUGGCUCUUGUCCUGUUCAACGAUGUGCUGGAACAUGUGCUUCGUAUUGAUCGUGUCUUUAGACAACCUCAAGGCCAUUUACUGUUGAUUGGUGUCAGUGGCUCUGGUAAGACCACCUUGUCUCGCUUUGUCGCUUGGAUGAAUGGCUUGAGUGUAUUCCAGAUCAAGGUGCACAACAAGUACACCGGUGCCGACUUUGAUGAUGAUCUCCGUAUUGUGCUUCGCCGUGCUGGUUGCAAGGGCGAGAAGAUUUGCUUCAUCAUGGAUGAGUCUAAUGUGUUAGAUUCCGGUUUCCUGGAACGCAUGAACACACUGCUUGCUAAUGCUGAAGUGCCUGGUUUGUUUGAAGGUGAUGAAUACGCCUCUUUGAUGACAGCCUGUAAGGAAGGUGCUCAACGUGAUGGUCUGAUGCUGGAUUCCAACGAAGAACUGUACAAGUGGUUCAACCAACAAGUCAUGCGAAAUCUCCAUGUUGUGUUUACUAUGAAUCCUCCUGAAGGUGGCCUUGCAUCGCGUGCUGCUACAUCACCUGCCCUGUUCAAUCGUUGUGUUCUCGACUGGUUUGGUGACUGGCCCGAUCAAGCCUUCUAUCAAGUGGGUAUGGAGUUUACUAAGACAUUGGAUCUGGAUGUACCCAACUUUGCCCCUGCUAUCAACUUUCCUAUUGCCUACCGUAACCUGCCUAUUCCACCUAGUCAUCGUGAAGCCGUUGUCAAUGCCCUUGUGUAUGUGCACCAAUCACUGUAUGAGAUCAAUGCCAAGCUCAGCAAGCGUCAAGGGCGUCAUAACUAUGCUACACCUCGCCAUUUCCUCGACUUUAUCUCUCAUUAUGUCCGUUUGUACAAUGAAAAGCGCGAAGAUUUGGAAGAGCAGCAACGCCAUUUGAACGUGGGUUUGGAGAAGCUCAAGGAUACUGUCAUCAAGGUUGAAGAAUUGAGAAAGAGUCUUGCCAUCAAGAAGAAUCAAUUGGAGCUGAAAGAAGCACAAGCAAAUGAAAAGAUCAAACAAAUGUUGGCCGAUGAAAAGAUCACAGAGCAAAAGAAGGCCGAUUCGCUUGAAAUCAAAAAGAACCUGAAGAUUCAAAAUAGAGAAAUCGAAGCCCGUCGUCAAGUGGUCGAUAAUGAUUUAGCCAACGCUGAACCUGCUGUCAAGGAAGCUGAACAGAGUGUCAGAAGCAUCAAGAGACAGCAUUUGACUGAAGUGCGUUCCAUGAGUAACCCUCCUGAAGCCGUCAAGCUUACUAUGGAGUCUGUGUGUACCAUGUUGGGCCACAAGAUUGACAGCUGGAAGACUGUACAGAGUAUCAUUCGUCGUGAUGAUUUCAUUUCAAGCAUUGUCAAUUACAACACGGAAUUGCAAAUCACCAAGCAACUGAGAAACUACAUGCGCCAAAACUUCCUCAAUAACCCCAAUUUCGAGUACGAUAUCGUCAACCGUGCCUCCAAGGCAUGUGGUCCUCUUUUCAAGUGGGUGUCUGCUCAGUGCAACUUUUCAGAAAUCCUGGAUCGCGUGGGUCCUCUGCGUGAAGAACUGAACCAGUUGCAACAAAGCUCUGAAGACACCAAGAAUCAAGCUGUAGAAAUUGAGCAAAUGAUUGCUGAUUUAGAGACCAGUAUUGGUCGCUACAAGGGCGAGUAUGCUGCAUUGGUGGGUGAAACACAACUGAUCAAGUCGGAAAUGGACCGUGUCAAGUUCAAGGUGGAUCGUAGUAUCACAUUGCUUAGUUCCCUGUCCUCUGAAAAGACGCGUUGGGAGUCUGCUAGUCAAGCAUUUGAGAGCCAAAUGGGUACAAUUGUCGGUGAUGUGUUGCUGGCUGCUGCCUUUAUGGCGUAUGGUGGUUACUUUGAUCAACAGUACCGUGAUAUUCUGAUGCAAAAGUGGAUGGACCAUCUGUUGGCUGCCAACAUUCAAUUUAAGCACGAAGUGUCUCUCACAGAGUAUUUGUCUACUGCUGAUGAACGUCUCUCAUGGCAAGCCAACUCGCUCCCUGCUGAUCAACUCUGUAUUGAAAAUGCCAUUAUGCUGAAGCGCUUUGACAGAUAUCCUCUGAUCAUUGAUCCCUCUGGCCAAGCAACCAACUUUUUGAUCAACGAGUACAAGGACCGCAAGAUCACUGUCACCAGUUUCCUAGAUGACAGUUUCAUCAAAAACCUCGAAAGUGCCUUGCGUUUCGGUAACCCCAUUCUGAUUCAAGACGUCGAGCAUCUGGACCCCAUCUUGAAUCCUGUGCUCAACAAGGAGCUGCGUCGUACUGGUGGUCGUGUGCUGAUUCGCCUGGGCAACCAGGACAUUGAUUUCUCUCCUGCCUUUACACUGUUCCUGUCUACGCGUGAUCCUUCAGUCAACUUUGUGCCUGAUAUUUGUUCUCGUGUGACAUUUGUCAACUUUACUGUGACAAGAGGUAGUUUGCAGAGUCAAUGUUUGAACAAGGUGCUGAAGGCUGAGCGACCCGAUGUGGAUCAAAAGCGAACCGAUUUGAUCAAGUUGCAAGGUGAAUUCCAGCUCAAGCUGCGUCAUUUGGAAAAAGCAUUGCUUCAGGCUUUGAAUGAAUCCAAGGGUAACAUUCUGGAUGAUGACAAGGUGAUUGACACUUUGGAGACUCUCAAGAAGGAAGCAGCAGAUAUUACACGCAAGGUGGAUGAGACCAACACUGUCAUGCAGGAAGUCGAACAGACAACUGCCAUCUACACACCUUUGGCACAUGCCUGUAGUUCCAUCUUCUUUGCCAUGGAGCAGCUCAAUCUGGUCAACCAUUUUUACCAAUUCUCGCUUGAUUUCUUUUACGAAAUCUUUGAAUAUGUCAUUCAUGCCAAUCCCAACUUGAAGGGCAUCACUGAUCCUACGGAGCGUUUGGAGAUUCUCUCUCGCGACCUGUUCUCUGCCGCCUACAAGCGUGCUUCUCGUACUCUGGUGCAUGAAGAUCAUACCAUGUAUGCAGUCUUAUUGUGUCAAAUCCGUAUUCGUGGUUCGCAAGAGAACAUGGACGAAACUGAAUAUGAUUUCCUACUGAGUGGUGGUGAUGCUGUGGUGGGUUCUACCCUGACUGCAGCUAGCUUGGGAUUGCCCGACUUUAUUUCUGAUGAAACGGCACAACGUAUCAAGGAGUUUUCUACGCUGACUUGCUUCAACAAGAUGAUUGAUCAUAUCAUUGCUAAUGAAAAUGACUGGAGAGUGUUUGUGGAGCACAAUCAGCCUGAAACUGUGGUUCCCUUGUGCUGGGAAGGUGCUGGUAGUAACCGUUCACUGGAUUCUCUUCGUAAAAUGUUGGUUAUCAAGUGCUUCAGAUCUGAUCGUCUCUUACCUGCUACCUCUAUUUUCGCUACUGAAAUCUUUGAUGCUGAUUUUAUGAACGCGGGUGAGCUGAACUUGCAACAAGUCGUCAAUGAUGAAGUGGGCAGUUCUACACCUUUAGCUCUUUGCUCUGUACCUGGUUACGAUGCUAGUUACCGUGUUGACAAUUUGGUCUCGGAAACCAACAUGCGCUGCACAUCGGUUGCCAUGGGUUCUGCUGAAGGCUUUGCUCUGGCUGAUCAAGCCAUCUCUACUGCCAUUAAGACAGGUAACUGGGUCAUGCUCAAGAAUGUGCAUCUUGCUCCCUCAUGGCUGGGCCAACUGGAAAAGAAACUGCACAGCAUGAAACCUCAUCGCAGCUUCAGACUCUUCCUAACCAUGGAAACCAACCCCAAGGUGCCUGUCAAUCUGUUGAGAAUGUCUCGUAUCUUAAUGUUUGAGCCUCCUCCAGGAAUCAAGGCCAAUCUCCAAGAGUCCCUCGGCAGCAUUCCUCCCUCUCGCUUGAGCCGUGGUCCCUCUGAACGCGCUCGUCUCUACUUUAUGCUAGCAUGGUUGCAUGCUAUUGUUCAAGAACGUCUUCGCUAUGUGCCAUUGGGCUGGACCAAGGUGUAUGAAUUCAACGACUCUGAUCAAGAUUGUGCUUUCAAUACCAUUGAUAAGUGGUUAGACACUGCUUCUGGUGGCAGAGCCAAUAUCUCGCCUGAAAAGAUCCCUUGGGAUGCAAUCCGUUCACUGCUGAAGCAAUCUAUUUACGGUAAUCGCAUUGAUAACGAGUACGACCAACGUCUCCUGGACUCCUUUGUCAACACACUCUUCACGCCUGAAUGUUAUGAUAUUGAUUUCGAGCUGGUCAAGGGCAACGGUGAAAAUGACAAAUCGAUUGUCGUGCCUGACGGUACCAAGAUGGAGCAAUUCACUGAAUGGGUGGGCAAAUUGCCUGACCGUGAACCUCCCACCUGGCUUGGUCUUCCUGGCAAUGCUGAGCGUGUCUUGCUGACGUUGAAGGGUAACAACAUGCUGUCCAAGGUGCGCAAGAUGAAGAGUUUGAGCGAUGACGAUGAGACUGCCUAUACACAAGACGCUUCUGCUGGUGCUAGCGGUGCAUCGAGUAACAAGCAGGCAACCAACAAUGCUCAACCUGCUUGGAUGCGUGCCUUGAGUGCAUCCAUCACCAACUGGUUGACAUUGCUGCCUUCUCACAUCAAGGCCAUGCAACGCGAUAGCUCUGGUAUCAUGGAUCCUCUGUUCAGAUUCUUUGAGCGCGAGAACCAAAUUGCUCGUAAAUUGCUCGGCGUCAUUCGUGAAGAUCUCACUCAACUGCAAAAGGUGUGCGUUGGCGAGCUCAAGCAAACCAACCAUCUGCGUCAAUUGAUGAGCUGGCUGAACAAGGGUCUGAUUCCUGACCACUGGAAGCGAUACAAGGUACCCAAGAGCAUUUCAUUGAACGCCUGGCUCGCUGAUCUCAAGCUGCGUUUGGAGCAAGUGGAAUCCCUCUCCCAGGAGUCCUCAUUUGAUCAGGUCGAGAUUGCUAUUGGCAGUCUGUUUACUCCUGAAGCCUACAUUACAGCCACAAGACAAGCAACAGCACAGCGAUUCAAAUGGUCUUUGGAAGAACUCGUAUUGGAUGUCGAUAUUGGAGAUACAAAGCAGACACAAGGCUAUCGUAUUCGUGGCAUGAAGAUGGAAGGUGGUAAAUGGCAGGAUAAUGAAAUUCAACUGACAUCAGAGCCUACCAGUAAAUUGCCGCUUAUCGCUGUUCGCUGGAUCAAGAAGGAGAAUCAGCAGCAACAAGUUCAAAAUCUGGUUGAAUUGCCCGUGUAUCUCAAUUCCGAUAGAGCUGAAUUGCUGUUUACCAUUUCAGUACCUGCUAAUUCCAGCGAGAAGGAUAGAAUUCCUCAAAGAGCUGUGGCCCUCGUCAUCUCAUUUUAA
Messenger RNA from Mucor velutinosus, 14121 nucleotides. RefSeq lists its product as uncharacterized. NCBI's taxonomy places the organism in Eukaryota, Fungi, Mucoromycota, Mucoromycetes, Mucorales, Mucoraceae. Bases 1 to 14121 code for a protein of 4706 amino acids. The record is from RefSeq and is a predicted model, not a curated record. The transcript has 7 exons. Gene Ontology annotation, biological process: mitotic spindle organization; nuclear migration; cytoplasmic microtubule organization. Gene Ontology annotation, cellular component: cytoplasmic microtubule; cell cortex; cytoplasmic dynein complex. Gene Ontology annotation, molecular function: ATP hydrolysis activity; dynein light intermediate chain binding; dynein intermediate chain binding.